Messenger RNA from Rubroshorea leprosula, 754 nucleotides. The record is from the annotation of a GenBank genome assembly. NCBI's taxonomy places the organism in Eukaryota, Viridiplantae, Streptophyta, Magnoliopsida, Malvales, Dipterocarpaceae.
CUUGUCUUCCCGCUGCAACCCGAGAGGAAAAAAAAAGAAGGAACCAAGCAAGCCGCCGGCACCAACCUUGAGAAACCGGUGAGAAAGCUUGGAUUUCUCCUUCCUUUCUUGUUCUAGAACCCAGAAAUCCUUCCCCCCAUCUGCAGAAUUUCGGAUCUGCCUUGCUCUGCUCCUCACCGUCCGGCUGCUCCUGCUUUGUGGGUGUGAUUUGUUCGGUUUUUUGGAUUUCUUCUUCCAUGCCGCCGGCUCUUCCCCCAAACUGCAGUCCGGUUGUGCUAGGAAAAUUAUGGUUCCCGAUCGUUCUGUCAGUUAGCACUGCGAUCGAGCCUUCGGUUUUAUGGAAUGAAUUUUCUAUGUUAUGCGAGUGAGGAAAAGAAACCGAGAACGGGGAAACCAUGGGAAGUGGCGAGUUAGAAAGCUAGCCAUUUUGAGAUAGAUAUAGAUUUUAGAGAUAGAUCAUGAUCUUGUAAAUUGGAUUUUAAUUGGAGAUUGAUAUAAAUUCAUUGAAUGGAUUGUUAGUUACAAGAGUUUGAUCUUCAAAUUUUGUGAAUUGUCAGAUGUGAAUUUAAUAAGUUUCGAGCCUUGUGCAUUUGUGGAACUCUUUCACGAGUGCACGGCGUCUGUUGCGCCUCGAAUUCGGGUUUUUGAGCGUGACAAUAGUAGAGGACAAGAGGAGGACCACUGGGAGCACCAACUUCAAAAAUAUCCAAUCUGCCUUUUGGGAGUAAGGUACCAGCGAGGCAGCAAGUUUUAA